Clonostachys rhizophaga is the source of this 2424-nucleotide messenger RNA. The record is from the annotation of a GenBank genome assembly. Lineage: Eukaryota; Fungi; Ascomycota; Sordariomycetes; Hypocreales; Bionectriaceae.
AUGACCUAUGUCCGUAUCCGUGGUCAUGAGAACUACGUAAAAGACCCCAACGCUGGCCCCCGGACCGUGAGAGAAGAAGACGACGAGGCCGAAGAAAAUCAUGAUCUACGAGAAGAGGAAGAGGAAGAGGAAGAUGAUUGUUGGCUGUAUGACCCCAAAGUUAUCCAGCCGGUCGAUAUUGAUUGGACUGAAAAUUGUCGCGUGCUUGGGAUUAACGCCCACUGCACUCGUUUGAGCAAGGCCUUCAUAUCCGGGCAGGGAUGCUAUGAUGACCUUGGAGUCAUGACUUGUGACCAGGGUGAUGAUCCCAAUUGUGAAGACGUCGAGGUCGAGGCAAUGCCCUGCUAUUUUGACUACAACGACAAUGAAGACCCCGUUUUCCCUUUCCACAUGGACUGUUUUAAGCUCCUGUCCCGAUACCUGACAGGCUCAGACGACAUUGGUCUCAUCAACAAGGACGUGAUGUAUGCCGUCGUGUGCUCUCUCGCCGAUUCGACUUGCUUGAACCUCGAUUACGCCUUACCUGGCACAGAUUUCAGACCUACACCUGAACAGGCUUGGUACAGCAUUGCUGGGGAAGAAUUAUUUGUUGUAUCCCCGUUACGGAUGGCACCACUCUCUACAACAGAGAUUGAAAAGCUGCAGCGUGGCACGGGCAUUGCGUCCCUUGAUCAAGCCCUGGGCAAUAAAGUGAAAUCGGACCCAUUCUCUAAACUCCCACGCGAAAUCACAGAUCAGAUUUUCUCAGCUCUUGAUGACACCUCGCUCAUAGAUCUCUUUAAGGCAUCGUGGGCGCUCCACUCUGCGCAUCACAACAAUCAUGACUUCUGGAUGAGGAGAAUUAAGGACGAAAUGGAAUGGUUCUUCGAGCUCCAUGAAGUUCUCCAAUCACCCGGAUUCUUAGACGGGACUUCGAGCACGAAAGCUGUCUACCUGUGGGCAAAUUUGAAGAGCAAACCACGACUCGGGUUCAAAGGUAAAUAUAUGGGAGUAGCGAACCGCCGUCGGAUAUGGUUCGCCUGUGGGCAGAUCGCCGAGUCUUAUCGAGCGAAGAUUGCUGUUUCAGCAGGCGACGUUGAUGAAUCUAUCGAAGACAAUGCGACAUCCCCCUAUACUUCUAUAGUGUCGUGGCCCACCGCCUCUUCCGACCAACUUUUCGCCCACUCGUUUUGGAUAUCCUCAUGGGACGCCCUCUAUUCCUCCAAGACGUUGGACACGUUCUGGGAUAGUGAAGGCUACCUAACCGGUAUUGCAGUCACCAUUAGUGGCCAGAAACGGCUUUUCGGGUUUGACAACAAAGAACAUGAUUUGCAACAGCGGACACUUGAGUUCCAGAAACAUGAAUGGAUCGCUGAGAUGAUCCUCCAUAUUCCACCGAUAGACCCCUUGGCCCCAAGCGCAUCACACACAUAUCCGAAGGCACCGGGCACCUUCACAGCACCAAAGGGCAUUUCGAUUCGGACAUCAACCGGGGCCACCCUUUCAGUGGGCGAAACUGCUGUCGGCUACUGCCAACGACCGCUCCUGGCUCCUCCGGGCCAGACCGUGGUGGGAAUGGCAGGUAACGUUGGCAUCGUCCAAGGGAAGCCACGCGUCAUUCGGGCGGGACUUCUUCUCUGCCCUAGGUCACUGUCUACAGACUCGCUACUGUCGGAACCUGAAAUCCCAAACCCGCCCCUAUCAGAGACGUUUCUCUGGAUAAAAACCGCCUUUAAGGUCCAAGGGCGCCCUUUGUGGGAGAAUGACCAGCUCCGUUUCCGAAUUUUCGAAGGGGGGCUAGCAAUGCAGCCAGGCGGCUACUUUCAUGACGACAUUGUUCCACAUGACGCAUUUCUCUGGGCUCAGGACCGUUCUCAGCUACAAGCUUUGAAGAAGAUUACCGUUUACAGCGUGCAGACUGGAACGAGGCAGACUGGUGGUUUGAUCAAGAAGACGGAGAUCACAAAGGCUGUAGGCAACAUGCGCGCGGACUUUGACGAUGCCAGUGGCCUUGAUCCGGUGUUUGCUAGAUCUUCCGAGGUGAAUGGAACGCCGAUCCCUGACGACAUGGUGGAAACUUUUGAAAUUGAUGGACCAGGCGGAGAGCGUAUCAUUGAGCUCGCGGGUCGAAUGGGUAUAUAUCUUGAUGCUUUCAAGGCAAGUGACCCCAUAAUUGGACAUUUUAUUGCAAAUGAGACGCAAGUACUAAUUUUGGAGGAAAAGCUACGUACGAAUCGAGGACGCGAGUUCCUAUGGAAGUCUCAGAGUGACGUCGGCGAUGGCUGGAGAUUCCUCACCGUUCCCAAUGGUCACGAGGCAAUUGCCGGGCUGAUCCUUGCUUGGAGUGACCCAUUCGGGUACGAUCCAGCAGGGAAGACUUUUGAUCUGAGGACGCACACCCGAUUGGAUUAUUUGGGGAUUGUAACCAUCGAGUGCGAGGAGUAA